Aspergillus bombycis is the source of this 1578-nucleotide messenger RNA. It is a transcript of the gene coaT, whose product is annotated as acetyl-CoA hydrolase ACH1. Gene Ontology annotation, biological process: acetate metabolic process. The record is from RefSeq and is a predicted model, not a curated record. Gene Ontology annotation, cellular component: mitochondrion. The transcript is spliced from 4 exons. The coding region runs from base 1 to 1578 and encodes 525 amino acids. Gene Ontology annotation, molecular function: acetate CoA-transferase activity; acetyl-CoA hydrolase activity. NCBI's taxonomy places the organism in Eukaryota, Fungi, Ascomycota, Eurotiomycetes, Eurotiales, Aspergillaceae.
AUGUCUGCUUCCGCCCUUCUAAGAAGCCGUGUCAGGCGGCCUUCCUACCUCAGGAAGCUAGCUAAGGCAGAGGACCUCAUCGAGUUUUUCCCUCAUGGCUCGUACAUCGGCUGGUCCGGAUUUACGGGUGUUGGAUACCCCAAGAAAGUUCCAACGGCGCUGGCCGACCAUGUCGAGAAGAAUGGACUCGAAGGAAAGCUGCAGUACACCUUGUUUGUCGGUGCUUCAUCUGGCGCAGAGACGGAGAAUCGCUGGGCUAGACUCAAUAUGAUCGAGCGUCGGAGCCCUCACCAGGUCGGCAAGGAGAUUGCCAAGGGCAUCAACUCCGGACAGAUUAAGUUCUUCGAUAAGCAUCUGAGCAUGUUCCCUUCAGAUCUGGUUUAUGGCUGGUACACAUUGAACAAGCCUAAGAACAGGCUGGAUGUCGCCGUCAUUGAGGCAUCCGCCAUCACCGAGGAUGGUGGUAUCAUCCCCGGUGCUUCCGUCGGUGCUUCCCCGGAAUUGGUUCAGAUGGCCGAUAAGGUUAUCAUCGAGGUGAACACCGCCAGCCCUUCAUUCGAGGGUCUCCACGAUAUCACCAUGUCUGAGCUUCCUCCGAAUCGCAAGCCUUACCUCAUCCUUCAGCCUGAGGACCGCAUCGGAACUCCUCACAUUCCUGUUGACCCCGAGAAGGUUGUUGCCAUCGUUGAGUCGGAUUACCCCGACCAGACUCAGCCCAACGCCCCGGAGGAUGCGAGUUCGCAGGCCAUUGCCUCCAACCUGAUUGAAUUCCUGAAGCACGAGGUCAAUCAUGGCCGACUGCCCAAGAACCUGUUGCCGAUCCAGUCUGGCAUUGGAAACAUUGCCAACGCUGUCAUCGGUGGCUUGAGCAAGGGCGGUGCUGAUUUUACCAACCUGAAGGUCUGGACAGAGGUGCUGCAGGAUUCUUUCCUGGACUUGUUCGAUAGCGGCAACCUGGACUUCGCAACAGCGACUUCGAUCCGUUUCUCUCCCGACGGAUUCAAGCGUUUCUACGACAACUGGGAGCGCUAUGCCGGCAAGCUCCUCCUCCGCUCUCAACAGGUCUCCAACUCCCCCGAGAUCAUCCGUCGCUUGGGCUGCAUUGGCAUGAACACCCCCGUUGAGGUGGAUAUUUAUGCUCACGCCAACAGCACCUGUGUCAUGGGCUCCCGCAUGCUGAACGGUCUUGGUGGCUCCGCCGAUUUCCUCCGCAGCUCGAAGUACAGUAUCAUGCACACUCCUAGUACCCGCCCUAGCAAGAUUGAUCCCACUGGUGUCAGCUGUAUUGUGCCUUUCUGCACACACAUUGACCAGACCGAGCACGAUCUUGACGUCGUCGUUACUGAACAGGGUCUUGCCGACGUGCGUGGUCUGUCUCCUCGCGAGCGUGCUCGUGUCAUCAUCGACAAGUGCUCUCACCCCGACUACAAGCCAAUCCUCACGGACUACCUCGACCGGGCCGAGUUCGAGUGCCUGAAGAAGGGCAUGGGCCACGAGCCUCACCUGCUCUUCCAGGCCUUCAAGAUGCACCAGAACCUGGCUGAGAAGGGAACCAUGAAGAUCAACGGCUGGGACUAA